AUUGGCUGCGGCGAAGCCUCGCGGCCGGUGGCUAUGGAGGCGGCGGCGGUUGAUGGUUGACCGUUGGCACCGGGGUAGGGGUCGCCGCUCGGGCGAUCUGCUCAAACCCGACCGGAGUGCGUGGCCUGCUGACGUUCGGCUUGGACCCCGCGGGCGAGACCUAGUUGGGCUCCGCCAUGCCGGCCGGGAGUAACGAUCCGGAUGGCGUCCUCAGCUAUCAGAGACCAGAUGAAGAAGCUGUGGUGGAUCAGGGUGGGACCAGCACAAUUCUCAACAUCCACUAUGAGAAGGAAGAGUUGGAAGGCCAUAGGACCCUGUACGUGGGGGUCCGGAUGCCACUGGGCCGGCAGAGCCAUCGGCACCACCGAACGCACGGUCAGAAGCACCGGAGACGAACGCGGGGCAAGGGAGCCAGCCAGGGGGAGGAAGGCGCAGAGGCCCUGGCCCACGACACACCAUCUCAGCGUGUGCAGUUCAUUCUUGGCACUGAGGAGGAUGAAGAACAUGUGCCUCAUGACCUCUUCACGGAGCUGGAUGAGAUCUGUCUGAAAGAGGGAGAAGACGCUGAGUGGAAGGAGACAGCCAGGUGGCUGAAGUUUGAAGAAGAUGUUGAGGAUGGGGGAGAACGAUGGAGCAAGCCUUAUGUGGCAACCCUUUCACUGCACAGCCUCUUUGAGUUAAGAAGCUGUCUUAUUAAUGGGACGGUCCUUCUGGAUAUGCGUGCAAAUAGCAUAGAAGAAAUCUCAGACCUGAUCCUGGACCAGCAGGAGCUGUUCAGUGACCUGAAUGACAGCAUGAGGGUUAAAGUCCGGGAAGCCCUUCUCAAAAAGCAUCAUCAUCAGAAUGAAAAGAAGAGAAACAAUCUCAUCCCCAUUGUUCGCUCCUUUGCUGAGGUUGGCAAGAAGCAGUCUGACCCACAUUCAAUGGAUAAACAUGGUCAAACUGUGUCUCCUCAGUCCAUUCCAACCACAAGUCUUGAAGUAAAGAAUGGAGUGAAUUGUGAACACAGUCCAGUGGAUUUAAGCAAGGUGGACCUUCAUUUUAUGAAGAAAAUUCCCACUGGGGCGGAGGCCUCGAAUGUCCUGGUUGGAGAGGUGGACUCUCUGGACCGCCCCAUUGUCGCCUUUGUGAGGCUAUCUCCGGCUGUCCUUCUCUCAGGCCUGACAGAAGUGCCCAUCCCAACAAGGUUCUUGUUUAUCUUGCUGGGUCCAGUAGGGAAAGGUCAGCAGUAUCAUGAGAUUGGCAGAUCCAUGGCCACCAUCAUGACAGAUGAGAUUUUUCAUGAUGUGGCUUAUAAGGCAAAAGAGCGAGAUGACCUCCUGGCAGGGAUUGAUGAGUUCCUAGACCAGGUGACGGUGCUUCCUCCAGGGGAGUGGGACCCCUCCAUUCGAAUUGAGCCGCCCAAAAAUGUCCCUUCCCAGGAGAAAAGGAAAAUGCCUGGAGUUCCAAAUGGAAACAUUUGCCACAUAGAACCGGAGCCACAUGGGGGCCACAGCGGGCCAGAGCUUCAGCGCACCGGGCGGCUUUUUGGGGGCUUGGUGCUGGACAUCAAGCGGAAGGCCCCCUGGUACUGGAGUGACUACCGGGAUGCCCUCAGCUUACAGUGUUUGGCCUCCUUUCUGUUCCUGUACUGUGCCUGCAUGUCGCCUGUCAUCACCUUUGGGGGAUUGCUUGGAGAAGCCACCGAGGGGCGCAUAAGUGCGAUUGAAUCCUUGUUUGGAGCCUCCAUGACUGGGAUCGCCUAUUCCUUGUUUGCCGGCCAGGCUCUUACCAUCCUGGGAAGUACUGGGCCAGUGCUUGUGUUUGAAAAGAUUUUGUUCAAAUUCUGCAAAGACUACGCUCUUUCAUACCUCUCCCUGCGAGCUUGCAUUGGACUGUGGACUGCCUUCCUGUGCAUUGUCCUUGUGGCAACUGAUGCCAGUUCCCUUGUCUGCUACAUUACUCGCUUCACUGAAGAAGCGUUUGCCUCCCUGAUUUGCAUUAUUUUCAUCUAUGAAGCAAUAGAGAAGCUGAUUCACCUGGCAGAGACCUACCCCAUCCACAUGCACAGCCAGCUGGACCACCUUAGCCUGUAUUACUGCAGGUGUACCCUCCCAGAGAAUCCGAACAAUCACACUUUACAGUACUGGAAGGACCAUAACAUCGUGACAGCAGAAGUCCACUGGGCCAACCUGACUGUUAGUGAGUGCCAGGAGAUGCACGGAGAGUUCGCAGGCUCCGCCUGCGGCCACCACGGACCCUAUACUCCUGACGUGCUCUUUUGGUCCUGCAUUCUCUUCUUCACCACCUUCAUCCUUUCCAGCACCUUGAAGACGUUCAAGACGAGUCGCUAUUUCCCGACCAGAGUCCGCUCCAUGGUGAGUGACUUUGCUGUUUUCCUCACUAUCUUCACAAUGGUGAUUAUUGAUUUUUUGAUUGGAGUCCCAUCACCCAAGCUUCAGGUUCCCAGUGUGUUCAAGCCCACAAGGGAUGACCGAGGGUGGAUUAUUAGUCCCAUUGGCCCCAAUCCCUGGUGGACUGUGAUUGCUGCAGUUAUCCCAGCACUGCUCUGCACUAUCUUAAUAUUCAUGGACCAGCAGAUCACAGCCGUCAUCAUUAACAGGAAGGAACACAAACUCAAGAAAGGAUGUGGCUACCACCUGGACCUGCUGAUGGUGGCCAUCAUGCUGGGUGUCUGCUCCAUCAUGGGCCUGCCCUGGUUUGUGGCCGCAACUGUCCUAUCCAUCACACACGUGAAUAGCCUCAAACUGGAAUCUGAGUGCUCUGCCCCUGGAGAACAGCCCAAAUUCUUGGGCAUCCGAGAACAGAGAGUGACAGGCCUUAUGAUCUUUGUGCUGAUGGGCUGCUCAGUCUUCAUGACAGCUGUAUUAAAGUUUAUCCCGAUGCCGGUCCUGUAUGGAGUCUUCCUCUACAUGGGAGUGUCUUCCCUGCAAGGAAUUCAGUUCUUUGAUCGCCUGAAGCUCUUUGGGAUGCCCGCGAAGCACCAGCCGGACUUCAUCUACCUCCGGCACGUGCCGCUGCGCAAGGUGCACCUUUUCACCCUCAUCCAGCUGACCUGCCUCGUGCUGCUCUGGGCCAUCAAGGCGUCUCCAGCUGCCAUUGUCUUUCCCAUGAUGGUUUUGGCCUUGGUCUUUGUCAGGAAAGUCAUGGAUCUCUGUUUCUCUAAGCGGGAGCUGAGCUGGUUGGAUGAUCUUAUGCCUGAGAGCAAAAAGAAGAAGCUGGAUGAUGCCAAGAAGAAGGCCAAGGAGGAAGAGGAAGCUGAGAAAAUGUUAGAAAUUGGGGGAGACAAGUUCCCCUUAGAGAGCAGGAAGUUACUAAGUAGUCCUGGAAAGAACAACAGUUUCAGAUGUGACCCCUCCGAGAUUAAUAUAUCUGAUGAAAUGCCGAAAACCACGGUCUGGAAAGCUCUCAGUAUAAAUUCUGGAAACACAAAGGAAAAGAGUCUCUUCAACUAAAUGUCUUUGCUGGGCUGGAGGCUGUGGGCCGUGAGGUGCCACAGGGAAGCUCUGGUUACAGAGAAGAUGGCGGGGGUCUCCGAGAUGAAGCGAGCCCCAGCCUGGCCCUGUCCUUGGUCCUGGCCAAGCCAUGCGAGAUUCAGUUAUUGGUGGUGUGCGUCAGAGGGCAUCGCCUGGCCUGAGCGUGGAAACCGAAGACCACCUCCUGCUGGUACUUCUCUUCUUCCUUCUCUUUCUCUUCAGAACUGCCACCAUUGAAGACCCAGCUUCCCACUUGCCAAACAUUUCCUCUUCAGGUGGCUGGCCUGCUGAGCCAUCUAUAUCCAUUCUGCCACUGAGGAUUUUCCUCAGGGAGGUCCCUCUUGCUCAAGGACAGCGGCGGGAGCGGGAGGAGAGCAGAGAGCAAAGGGAAGCCUCUCUGGUUGCAUAGUGACUGCAGGCUCCUGGGCAGCCCUGGGCCUUGGUUUGGUUGCCUCCUCUGGGGGAUGCUGGUCAGACCCAGAGGCUGCCAGAAGGUCUGCUCCUAGGAGGGUCAGCACCCUGAGCGUUGGCAGUGCCAACCACAACAGCCAGAAGAUGCCUCUGACCCAGUGCGUCUUCCUCGCUCCCUAGCAGCAGCCUGCAUAACUCAGCGAGAACCUUGGAUGAUGGAAGGGCCGAGAGGGACACACACACUGGACUUGCUUAUCUCAGAUGGGAAAAGGCUCAGGGGAAAAUGAUGAAUGAGGAUGAGCAGCUUCGCUUGGUUCAUUGAUAGAGUAAGAGAAUGAGCUUUAGUGGCCACAGAAGGAAUUAGUUUAGACAUCAGGAAGGACUUCCCAGCCUGAAGAUUUGUCGUACUGUCUGCUUUCUGGAUAUCUGGCGAAAGUUUGACCAUAGUUGUUUGUGAGUAGAAAAAGAGAUAAGGGGUUUUUUAUUGGGCAUGUUGAGGAAACAUCCAUGUCUUGCUGCUGUCUCCUGAGGACAUAUUUUGAUUCCAUUCCUGGAGAGAUCCAAGUGCUUACAUAAUGUCUCCUUAGCUGCCUUAGUCGCAAACCAUCAUCAACUCAAUGGACCAAACCACUUUGAUCAUUCUGGAUUUUUUUUUCGUUGACACGUUUUGACUUUCAGAUGUAAAAAGCCACAACGGGGAAAUGAACUUUAAGUGGUGAAAUUAAUUCUGGUAUUCAGUUUAAGACUAUAUUUCUAAUUUUUGUCUCCUCUUCUCUGUUGCAUUGAGGGUUUGGGCUCCAUUGUGUAUAGACUUUCCCUUCCUUUGUGCACAGAAUGUGACUGACAAGCAUGUUGGUGCCCAGGGGAUCUGAUCAGUUUCCAUCCUGGAGAAUAUUUGUGCAGAGGGACGGCCCCUCAGUGUGCUCUCUUUCUUAGGUGAAGAGUUGCUACAUAAUCUUAUUGAAGUUUACAUUCCUUAGACUCCAAAAAUAUGUUGAUGCUAUUCUAGUCUUACUCUAGGGACUUUGAUAUUGAAGGAAUCCUGCAUUUUCCUAUCUCCUUAUCUCUUAGAGCCACAAUUAUUUUUAACACACAGAUGAUUUUCAAAAUAUUUGACAACUGGUACAGGAUAGAUACAACCACUCAGAAAGGAUGCCUGCUAUAAACAAGCAUUUUGUAUGGCCAUACCAGUGCCGACUGGCUGAACAUCACCCUGCUUUCAAAUAUUAAAGUGAUAUCCCUUUGAAUUAUGGGUAUUGUUCCUGCUUGUCUAAUUUCUAUUUGCAAGGCUGUUUCAGGGACAGCCUCAGCUUCCUUUCCUAUGGUGCAGACAGGAUCACGCAUGCUUCUUUGAACCCUAUGGGCAUUAAAAUCUUUGAGAGCCAAAGCUUCACAUUUUAUCAUUUUAGGAUAAAUGUAAUCAUUGUACCUGUUUACCUACCUGGUUUAGAAAAAUCAUAAGGCAACCCAUCACUGGGAAAAGCUUUCUUGCUGCCUUUCCCUGUCCCUCUCUGGCUGCUUCCUUGAACUUGCCUCCUUUCUUCUCUGUUCCCUGAGAACAUCCCUCCUCUCUUCCCCCAUCUUGCCCCUCCCAUCUUUUCCUGCCACCUCUGUAUAGGGAAGGUGGUGACUGCUUCCUGUUCCCUUGGCCUCAGCAUGGCUACAGGGAAUUUAGCAGGGAAGUCUCCACCAUGUAGGAGAACUGGGUGACAGUGUCACUCCGAACAUCUGUUUCUGCACACACUGAUGUCUCAUGAUGCCCUGUCCUGUGGGCUCCCUACUUUGGGAGGCUCUGCCAGUCUUUUGGGGCAGUGAAGUUUUCCUCAAACAGCAGCUAGCUCCAUUUGUGCUGCAUCUCAGUGGCAGGAACCACUCCAUACUCUUCCUCUCUCAUCUUUCCCAAAUCCCACCCGGCACUCAGCCCCAGUCCUGGCUGCUUCCCAGCUCAGGUCUGUGGCUGGUGACUAUGGGUGGCAGAGUCAAGUUGGGACAGUGUUUAGGAUAGGAAACUGAGAGUGAUAGUGAAACAGAGGCCUCGUGUGUAUAUGUGUGUGUAUGUGUGUUCAUGUGUGCUUACCGACAAAUAAGAGUAUAUCUAGGAGAUUUCGUUGCUGCUACUGAACAGCCUCGUGCAUCUAAGUUGUGGGGACAUCAAGAGAAUAUGGUCCUUCCCCCAUCUAGGACUUCUCUCUCUAGCCUGAUAGAAUUGCCUGAGGGCAAAUGCCGUAGCUUAGUCUUAGAAAAAGGUGUUUAAGCUCAAUAUUAAGGAAACACUGAUUUAGGGGUAGAAAGCAAGGCAGGUAGUUAGGUAAUUCCCAUGCCCAGGCUUGCUUGGGCCAGAGAAAUAAUCCACCUCUUCUCUGACGAGGGGAAAUUUCAGGAGUAGUUUGAGUGUUGACAGUCAGUGUCCUGAUAGGCUGGUAUUGUAGAGUAGGAAGGGAUGGAGGCCAGGGAUUAAGAAAGUGAUGGUGAGUGGAAUCUUUGUUCUAAGCAGAAAAAGUGGCAUCUAGUGACGUUACUAAGUGGGUGGGUUACUUCCUAAUUUAUGACUUAAGGAAGGGUUGGUCUAGGGAGAAGGUGAAGGUCAGCAGAAAUGUGUUGUGAAAUUGCCCAAAAUGUUGCUUACAUAAAAUGCAGGCUAAUUCUUUGUAGCUGUUUUUGAUUUCAAACUUCUGAUGAUGGGACUAUCAGGAGAGCUGGUCUUUACUGCAUUCAGCUCCUGUCCCCUCUCCUUGUUCAUAUAUUAAAUUUGCCUUUGGGGUAGAGAGCUAGAGAACCAUUCAUUUCCAAAACAGGUUAUAAAUAGUUGCUCUUUCUAUUUGUCUGGGAUAGGACUGGCUUUUAAAUUAGUCAUAGAUAUUUGAUCAAAAUCUGGUAAGCUAAGUCUUAGGUUUGGUUAACAUCUUAGGUUGACAUCUGUGACCUUUAAGAGGUCUCUGCUUUGGGGAAUCUGGUUUUUGGUCAUCCAAAAAGGACAUUUCCCUGUUUGACUUUAUUUUCUAGCUAUUCUGUAUUCUAGACUUUCCUUCUAAUUAAGGAAUCAGUAAUUCUCCCUGCAACUUCUCUGAUGAUUUCAACGUCCAUGUUCAACAUGUCCAGGUUUCCCUGAUGCAUAGGAGAAGGCUUGAGCCAAGAGCCCAUGGCUUUCAUUCUAUCAUUAGACAUAUUCUCCAGUAUGUUCUUAAUACUACUUUGUUAGCUUCUCUAAAUGUCUGCCUUUGCAGGAGAGUUAGCACCUCCUCUGAGGACUUUUAAGCACUCUUUGCUAGUUCGUUACUGCAUUUUCCUUAGACUUCUCAGGUUCCCAAGCCACAUCCUGGCAGGACAGUUGACAUGCAUCAGAUAUUCUCAGCCUUCUUGACUGUCUCUUGGUCGUAGCUGCCAGACCUUCUAAGGUAGAAUUUGCUCCUGCCUGUCCUAACUGGCCAAGUGAGACAUCAUCUCAGUUCUGCCCCUUUUUGCUGACCUAGCUUUUUCAAGCUCUCUUUCCCUCCUUUCUGCCUUUUCCUCAGUCUUUCAAGUUCUUCUUGGAGGGAAGGAGUUUUUGGUCAGAGGUCCUAACAGCCCCCGCCAGUGGGGGCUGGGAAGAAAGCGGGGGAGGUUGGAUAGUUCUGGGGCUGCUCCAAAAAGGAACUUGAUGGUUAUUUGCCUUAUUUAGGAUGAGGGACUAUGAAUUCUCAAGCCCUCAGGCUCAUCCAUAUUUCAGUGUAAAUAGAGAAAGACAUUCCAAAACCAAAUAGAAGGGAUUUUUUCUACCAAACCUACUCUUUAUCAUUCUUGGUGCCCCUGGGGUCUUGUAUUAAUUAUAGAGAAUGGGGUAGUUGACUCAAUUCACAUUUCUUUAGUUUCUUUAUUGGAAGGAGGCUGACUUUCACAACCAAAGAGGUGUGAAGUAACUCUAUCGAAAGAGGAAAGGAGUGUCACAUGAAUCUUUUCAAUAGGAAACAUCAGAAAGUGGAGCAAUUCAACUACAGGCAUAAUUCUUUUAGGAGAUUCUGUGCUCAAAGGGAAUGGAAUGGUUUCUGAUCCUUCUGAAAAGAAAAGGAAUAGCAUUUUCUGAAACCUAACUCACUUUCAGCAUUGGAGAAUAUAGAAUUUUUCUUCUAGCUGAUGGCACUAAUAUUUCUGAGCGGGAGAGAGAGCCCACCCACGGCCCUUUCCCAAGCCCAGCAGGAACAGCAGAGCUCGGGUUCUUUUAGCAGGUUUGCAGUCGAUUUCAACUUGCAGGUUUUCCACACGUGCAAUAAACUGGAUGUGCAAUUACUCCUUUUGCAAAAGAGGCCAAAAUCCUUCUCCCCACACCUCUCCUCCAUAUUCACUCCUCCAAGAUGAUAAGCCUCCCUCUUGUUUAUCUGUGUCUGUCUGUCCGACUGGUUAGAUACAGCUGCCCUCCCAAGCACAUGGUGUCAGGUGGAGAGCACAGCGACCUUCCCACGGAAGGGGACGGCUUGAGGUGCUGGUACAUUUCCCUCGUUUUCUAUGUUCUUCUUUCUAGUAGGUCUCCUGUAGAGAUAGAGAUAUUUUUGUUUUAGAGAUUCCAAAGUAUAUAUUUUUAGUGUAAGAAAUGUACCCUCUCCACACUCCAUGGUGUAAAUAGAACCAAGAACACGUGUCAUUGUGAUAAUCCCCUAGCGAUCUGCGGUAGCAACAGGACCCCUGUCCCUCACCGCCUAGUCUCACGGUCUGUGUCUGUGAACCGAGGGGGUGAUGGUGACACCUCUGCCUGCCCAGACCUUCCUAUGCUCAAUGGGUGAAAAAUAAAGUCUGUGUAACUGUUAA
Molecule: messenger RNA, 8666 nt
Organism: Capra hircus (goat)
Lineage: Eukaryota; Metazoa; Chordata; Mammalia; Artiodactyla; Bovidae
Gene: SLC4A8
Product: solute carrier family 4 member 8
Exons: 25
Coding region: 177-3455 (1092 amino acids)
Biological process (GO): regulation of intracellular pH; monoatomic anion transport; transmembrane transport
Cellular component (GO): plasma membrane
Molecular function (GO): solute:inorganic anion antiporter activity; monoatomic anion transmembrane transporter activity; sodium:bicarbonate symporter activity
Source: RefSeq, a predicted model, not a curated record